Molecule: messenger RNA, 2474 nt
Organism: Botrytis cinerea B05.10
Lineage: Eukaryota; Fungi; Ascomycota; Leotiomycetes; Helotiales; Sclerotiniaceae
Exons: 2
Coding region: 269-2197 (642 amino acids)
Source: RefSeq, a predicted model, not a curated record
GACAGUAGCCAUUGAAUUGGAGUCGUUCACUGCGUUAACACAGGACGAUAUGUUCUCACCCGCAAAGCCGAGAACAAAGGUACACUAGAGGCGCGAAUAUAAAAUGAGAUGCAGGAAAGUGGAUAUAUUGGACAAGUUGUUGAUAGAUUGUUGGUUACAUGUCAGAUUACAACAGUUGUAGAUUACCGGGGAGUCUGCCACACAUUUAUAUCACACUUCGUCGAAGUCAGUCUCUCGAAAUUAUUACUCUUUCUCUCUUCAUAUCAUCAUGUAUCAAUCAUCGCAGCUCUCUUGGCGCAUCCUCGCGGCUCCGAUCUUAGGUUUCCUUUCCAUUACCACUGCGAUAUCUACCCCCGAAGUCAUUUUCUCGGAAUCUCAAGUAACCUAUCGGGGAAUUCUCUCAAACAAAGUCGAACACUUUCACAAUGUGAAAUACGCCGCCGAUACAUCCGGACCUAAUCGUUUCGCACCUCCAAAGUCAUUUACACCCCCUCCUGGUACCAUCAUAGAUGCUUCUCUACCCGGUCCAGCAUGCCCUCAAAUUAAAGAUCCUAUGCCACCUUUCUUCUCUGCAGUCAAAGAAAUCAGUGAAGAUUGUUUGCACCUCCACAUUGCUCGACCAAGCGGAUUAAACCUAAACUCAAAUAGCAAUCUACCAGUUGUUGUAUACAACGCUGAAGGAGGAGUCAUCAAAGGAUCCAACCACGAUGACCACAUCUCGCCCGACAAACUAAUCUCACUAUCCGUCGACGAUGGAAAUCCUAUAGUCUUUGUAGCUUUGAACUCCCGCCUCAGUAUCUUCGGAUUCCCACGACUACCUCUAUUAAAAGAGGAGAAGUCUCUCAAUCUUGGCAUGCGCGAUCAACGUGCGGCGUUUGAAUGGGUGAGAGAUCAUAUACAAGAAUUCGGCGGUGAUCCAAAUCGUAUUACAGCCUAUGGUUUGAGUGCUGGAGGUACUAUGACCUCACUUCAAGUAAUGGCAUAUGGCGGCCAGAAAAGUGUACCUUUUCAGCAAGCAUGGGUCAUGUCUGGACCACCUGGCACUUCUUUAAAUAUGACUAGUGAUGUGACUGAGCAUCAUACCAGAGCUGUCGCAGAUAAAGUUGGUUGUGGAGGACUUGUGGAUUCGGAGAUUCUUUCAUGCUUGCAGGAUAUCCCAAUGCAAGAUCUCAUUGAUUCCGCAAUGGAGUAUUCCGUGUCAAAUCAUCCGCCCUCCGGUCUCUUUACCUUUAUUCCUUCGGUUGAUGAUGACUUCUUACCUGAUCGUUACUCGACUAUGAUGCGUGAGGGUAGUUUUGUAAAAGGCAUUGAUAUGGUAUUUGGAUGGACUCAAGAUGAUGGUGCUAUGAACGUUGGCCCUGGACAUCUCAUUCAAUCCGAGGAAGACAUGAUAACCUCCAUUAAAUCAUUCAUACAUGCCAUGACUACAGAACAAUAUGCAAAAUUAUUUGAUCUAUACUCGGCCUCAGACUUUGAAGAAGAGCUGAACAAUUACGUAUUACAAAAAGACUCCGAAGAUCCCGAUAUUUCAGUCCAUUAUUUUCGAGUUUCUCGCAUCUUGAGAGACAUACUUUUCACCUGUUCCUCGAUCGAUUUUGGGUACCACAUGGUUAAAUGGACACAGCAAACGAUAGAUCCUGCAUUCACGGGAGUAAGAAUUUAUGACUUAAACCAGAGUGCUUUGACUCCGCUAUGGAAAGGCGCCGGGAUGCCUUAUGUCAAAGUAUCUCACGGAUCUGACAACAACUAUUUAUUUAACGGUGUAUUUCCCGAAGGUCAACUUACCGAAGAAGACAACGAGAUGUCAGAGAUGAUGGCUAGGAGUCUUGUCAAUUUUGCUCAUACUGGGAACCCAAUUAGCCAAACUAUAUCACGAAAACAAUUUGACGAAUGGCCGGAAUCGUAUGAUAAGAUCGAGACAGAAAAUACACCACUCGAGAGCUUUAAGAUCCAGGUCAUUGGGGGACCCCUCGGUACAGGACCUGUUAUCUUGACCGAUGGAGAUGAUCAAGAUGGUAAUGAGCGGAAACUAGAAAACGAGAAUAUUGGGAUAUGGCAGCAAGUCUUGUCUGGCGCAGAUGAGUUUGGAUCGAUGGGCUCUAGGGAGAACUCCGAAAGGAAGAGAUUGAUUGAGCAAGAAAAGUUGUUUCAACGAUGCAAAUAUAUCAAUAGCUUGGCAGACACACUCGAUGUAUGAGUAUCUCACCAUUGAGACAUCCACAGCUUAACCAUAAGUGGCGCAAAAAGUACGACGAUGAUUAAUGAGUGAUGGCAUUGUUGGAAACCUUGAGAUUAUAUGGAGCACUUGAUCGCUGAUGACAAGAUAUUCCCAAUAAACGACAGAAAGUAUUUAACAUGACAAUUCUUCCAGUAAACUUGGUCAUGAAUAUUCACUGGAAAACGUAGCAUAGAUAGACACACAUUAAAAUUGCAAUUUCCGCAAUUCACACAGCGUUGCGUAAUGAAAAUCUCCA